Messenger RNA from Erinaceus europaeus (western European hedgehog), 988 nucleotides. RefSeq names its product translocase of inner mitochondrial membrane 17A (gene TIMM17A). Lineage: Eukaryota; Metazoa; Chordata; Mammalia; Eulipotyphla; Erinaceidae. Gene Ontology annotation, biological process: protein import into mitochondrial matrix. The record is from RefSeq and is a predicted model, not a curated record. The transcript has 6 exons. Gene Ontology annotation, cellular component: TIM23 mitochondrial import inner membrane translocase complex; mitochondrial inner membrane. Gene Ontology annotation, molecular function: transmembrane protein transporter activity. Bases 68 to 583 code for a protein of 171 amino acids.
UGACUUCCGCCGCUGGGGUCAGGCUCCGCCCAGCUGGCCCGGCUUCUCUUUGGGCGCCCGAGUCAAGAUGGAGGAGUACGCGCGAGAGCCCUGCCCCUGGCGGAUUGUGGAUGACUGCGGUGGGGCCUUUACCAUGGGUACGAUAGGCGGUGGCAUCUUUCAAGCAAUCAAAGGUUUUCGGAAUUCCCCAGUGGGAGUAAACCACAGACUAUGGGGGAGUUUGACAGCUAUCAAAACCAGGGCUCCACAGUUGGGAGGAAGCUUUGCAGUUUGGGGGGGCUUGUUUUCCAUGAUUGACUGCAGUAUGGUUCAAGUCAGAGGGAAAGAAGACCCCUGGAACUCCAUCACAAGUGGUGCCUUAACCGGAGCCAUCCUGGCAGCAAGAAAUGGACCAGUGGCCAUGGUCGGGUCGGCUGCAAUGGGCGGCAUUCUCCUCGCUUUAAUUGAAGGAGCUGGUAUCUUAUUGACAAGAUUUGCCUCAACACAAUUCCCCAAUGGUCCUCAGUUCGCUGAAGACCCCUCCCAGUUGCCUUCAACUCAGUUGCCACCAUCACCUUUUGGAGACUAUCGACAAUAUCAAUAGGAUUUCUUUCCCAGGAUUUCUUAAACAGAAUGUGCUAUAGUUGAAGAAGGGAUUGCAGAUCAAGUUAGUCUUGUUUUUACAACCAUAGGAGUGACAACUAUGGCCAAAUGGGCUAUGAAGAGACAUUUAGCACUUUUUUUCUAUUUAAAGAAACUCGAGGGGAGGGGCUGUUAAAAGAUAAUACAUUUAUUUAUUCACACUUGAACUGCAUUUGUGAUCCAAAUAAAUGUCUGAUAUCUGUAAAAGAGAAUGUGAUAAGUGCUUAGAAGAUGACGGGACCAAAGGGCAAGCAGCAGUGAAAUAUAAUCACCAUUUCCUUGGGGACUUCUGUGCCUGGUUUUGUGUGUCCUGUUAAUCAGUAAAAUAAAAAAAUACUCCUGGAACUUGCCUUUGCUUUUCAGAUAA